Purpureocillium lilacinum is the source of this 870-nucleotide messenger RNA. The record is from RefSeq and is a predicted model, not a curated record. NCBI's taxonomy places the organism in Eukaryota, Fungi, Ascomycota, Sordariomycetes, Hypocreales, Ophiocordycipitaceae.
AUGGGCGGCUUUUGUUGUGUUUUGGGUGCUGCUAGCGUUGUUGACUGCAAGCUGCACCUCACCUCCUCGCCGUCAAGCGUCAGCCUUCCUCUUCCCUCCUGCAAAAUAACCCCACGUCUACCUCAUCCAAUCCACCUCACCCGCCCAGCCAUCCAUCGUCGUGCGCUGCGACCCGACCCAUGCACCACCUGCUGCUGCUGGUGCCGCCCCGAACGAACGCCGCCGAUACGCUCGCUUGCUGAGAUCCAGCAGGCCGUGAGACGGAAACCCGAUUGCGACGCACGUACGUAUCAGUUUUCAGUUCCCCGAUCCUUAGUCGAACCCAAGCACACGCAUGCGCUGCGCUGCGCGGCUGCAUUGGUUGGCGACGCAGCUCCCGGCGCGCAUCCAAGGCUUUUCCAAGGCGUGAGCCACAGACACAAGAAAGAAGCAGCACCGAUGCGCCUCUGUGUAACAUCACAUCCGCCGUCGCAAUCCGUCGUCGCGACGCCUUGUCUUGUCUCUGGCGCUCCAGCCCGCUCUCCUCCUCGUCUGCCUGCCCGCCUGCCCGCCUGCCCGCCGUGCCGCACCCGCCGUCCCUGUCGCGGCCCAGGUCCCCCGUGUCCCCCUUCCUUGCCAUCCCUCCCCCCCUUCCUCCCCGAACGCACGCCCCCCACCAGUCGCGCGGACGGCGCAUGCGUACAGUCGUUGGACCAAGGCCGGUUGGCUGACUGGCCCUUCGGCCUCGCAGACAGCAGAACGAACGGCUUAGUUGUUUGCAACGUACGUGCUGUGCUUCUGUCACCGCGGUCACCGCUCCGCACACCGUAUACGCACCGUCGGCACGCACACACGCUCACCCAACGAACGGAUGCUGACGCCUGGAUGUAG